AUGUGGACUUCAGGUAGAAUGAGAAAUGCAAAGAACUUGCUUGGACUUGGGGUCUCCUUGUAUUUGUGGGGACUGAUGGACCUUACUACAACUGUGCUGUCAGGAAGUGCCAGGCCACUCACUGAAGGGCCAGAAGACAACCUGUCAGACAAGCUGCAUCAGCGUAUGAAGAGGAGUUGGGUGUGGAACCAGUUCUUCGUUCUGGAGGAGUACACAGGAACUGACCCUCUGUAUGUUGGGAAGCUCCACUCUGACAUGGAUAGAGGAGAUGGUUCCAUCAAAUACAUCCUCUCGGGAGAGGGAGCUGGCAUUGUGUUUACAAUCGAUGAUACCACAGGGGACAUUCAUGCCAUUCAGAGACUGGACCGGGAAGAAAGGUCGCAGUACACCCUGAGGGCACAGGCUCUGGACAGGAGAACAGGCAGGCCAAUGGAACCAGAAUCAGAGUUCAUCAUCAAAAUCCAAGACAUCAAUGACAAUGAGCCCAAAUUCCUGGAUGGACCAUAUGUAGCCUCUGUACCGGAAAUGUCACCUGUGGGCACUUCUGUUAUCCAGGUGACAGCAACAGAUGCUGAUGACCCAACCUAUGGGAACAGUGCAAGAGUAGUGUACAGUAUUCUCCAAGGACAACCAUAUUUCUCUGUGGACUCUCGGACAGGUUUAAUUAGGACAGCUCUGAUGAACAUGGACAGAGAAGCAAAAGAAUAUUACGAAGUGAUUAUCCAGGCCAAGGAUAUGGGUGGACAGCUGGGAGGAUUAGCUGGAACAACCACAGUCAACAUCACCCUCUCUGAUGUCAAUGACAAUCCACCCAGAUUUCCACAGAAGCAUUAUCAGAUGAGCGUGCUGGAGUCUGCUCCUGUCAGCUCCACUGUGGGCCGCGUGGUUGCUAAAGACCUGGAUGAAGGCAUUAAUGCAGAGAUGAAAUACAGCCUUGUGGAUGGAGAUGGACUGGAUGUCUUUGAUAUUAACACUGAUCCUAAUUACCAAGUUGGCAUCAUAACUGUGAGAAAGCCUCUAAGCUUUGAGAGCAAGAAAAGCUACACGUUGAAAGUAGAGGGUGCCAACCCCCACCUGGAAAUGCGAUUCCUGAACCUGGGUCCUUUCCGAGACACCACCACGGUUCACAUCAGCGUGGAGGAUGUGGAUGAGCCUCCUGUGUUUGAGCCCAGCUUUUAUUUUGUGGAGGUGCCUGAGGACGUGGAGAUUGGAACCACCAUACAGAUCAUUUCUGCCAAGGACCCAGACGUGACCAACAACUCGAUCAGAUACUCGAUUGACAGGAGCAGCGAUCCGGGGCGGUUCUUUUAUGUCGACAUUACAUCAGGAGCACUGAUGACUGCAAGACCUCUAGAUCGGGAGGAUGUUUCUUGGCACAACAUCACAGUGCUGGCCAUGGAGCUGAACAAUCCCUCGCAGGUGGGCAGUGUCUCUGUGACAGUGAAAGUCCUGGACGUGAACGACAACGCGCCGGAGUUUGCAAAGUUCUACGAAUCUUUUGUUUGCGAAAAUGCCAAAGCAGGACAGCUGAUCCAGACAGUGAGUGCCAUCGACCGGGAUGACCCACAGGAUGGUCAGCACUUCUACUACAGCCUGGCUCCAGAAGCAGCCAACAACCCCAACUUUACUCUGAGGGACAAUCAAGACAAUACGGCGUGGAUUUUGACAAGGCGCUCUGGCUUCAGACAGCAUGAGCAGAACACCUUUUACCUCCCCAUCCUGAUCAGCGACAAUGGCCGCCCUGUGCUGAGCAGCACGGGCACGCUGACCGUGCAUGUGUGCAGCUGCGACGAUGACGGCAUGGUGAUGUCCUGCAACGCUGAGGCCUACGUCCUUCCCGUCAGCCUGAGCAGAGGGGCACUCAUUGCAAUCCUCGCCUGCAUCUUUGUCCUGCUAGUGCUGGUGCUCCUCAUCCUCUCCAUGCGGCGCCAGCGGAAGCAGCCAUACAUCAUUGACGAGGAGGAGAACAUCCAUGAGAACAUCGUCAGGUAUGAUGAUGAAGGCGGUGGGGAGGAGGACACGGAGGCCUUCGAUAUCGCCGCCAUGUGGAACCCACGGGAAGCCCAGCUUGUGUUAAAAAACAGGCAGGACAUGCUCCCUGAAAUAGAGAGCCUCUCCAGAUACGUGCCUCAGGCGUGCGUCAUGGACAACAACGUCCAUAACUAUGUGCUCGCCAAGCUGUAUGAGGCUGACAUGGACCUCUGGGCUCCUCCCUUCGACUCCCUCCAGACGUACAUGUUUGAAGGGAAUGGUUCAGUGGCAGAGUCACUCAGCUCCCUACAGUCGGUGACAACAGACUCAGACCAGAGCUACGACUACCUGACGGACUGGGGGCCACGCUUCAAAAAGCUGGCCGAGAUGUACGGUGCCACGGACAGCAGCGGGGCUCUGUGGUAA
Molecule: messenger RNA, 2397 nt
Organism: Cygnus atratus (black swan)
Lineage: Eukaryota; Metazoa; Chordata; Aves; Anseriformes; Anatidae
Gene: CDH20
Product: cadherin 20
Exons: 11
Coding region: 1-2397 (798 amino acids)
Biological process (GO): homophilic cell-cell adhesion; adherens junction organization; cell morphogenesis
Cellular component (GO): adherens junction; plasma membrane; catenin complex
Molecular function (GO): calcium ion binding; cadherin binding
Source: RefSeq, a predicted model, not a curated record